AUGUGUAGACUUCAUCCUCUAGUCAAACUAAACCACACUUCCCAAGCCAUCAAUCAAUCCCCAGAAUCAAACAAACAAUCCCACGCACAUUCGCAACCUCGAGAAAACCCAAAUCUCUCCUCUCCACACCACCACCACACUUUCCAAAUCCAAAAACAAAAACAAAAACUCAAAAACUCCACCUCCCGUUUUAACAUAAACGACAAUGUCCGGCUUCAUCCCCCCAAUCCGCCUCACGCCCUUCCAAGUCAGGAACGUGCCUUCCGCGGGCGGCAGCAGCAGCAACAACCAACACCCGUUCUUCCAACCGCAGAACACGUCGGCGAGUUCGCCCGCGUCGCAGAGCACGUCGAACUCGUCUUCUUCGUCCUCUUCUACGUCGACGAGCUCGCCGAACACGCCGUCCAGCAGGGGGUAGGUGGAUGGAUGGUGGGAGGCUCUCGACGCGACACUGAGCGACGGAUCGGCGAAGAGCACACGAUAGGGGUUUCUGCCUCGUAUGGCUGA
Messenger RNA from Aaosphaeria arxii CBS 175.79, 507 nucleotides. RefSeq lists its product as uncharacterized. Bases 1 to 507 code for a protein of 168 amino acids. NCBI's taxonomy places the organism in Eukaryota, Fungi, Ascomycota, Dothideomycetes, Pleosporales. The transcript has a single exon. The record is from RefSeq and is a predicted model, not a curated record.